UCUUAAGGGGCUCUCUUCACAUCUCGCUGCUUUUACAACUUCUAGUUUUAGCCGUCAAAAUGAAUACAAGUAAAGAAGACCUCAACAGCGACAUGGCAGCCGCCGUGGCCCCACGAACACCUCGGAAGGAUGAUGUCAACUAUACGUUACAUUUCCGAAUGAUAAACGAGCAACAAGUGGAUGAUAUCUGCCUUGAUUUCUUCUAUAAGCCACACACCAUCACUCUCCUGACAGUCACUGUGCUCAGCCUAAUGUACUUUGCGUUUACAAGGGAUGAUGAGCACUUUGACAACAACCUCCGAGUUGGUCUAUGGGUGGUUGUCUCCUUCUUCCUGGUUAUCAGUGUCCUGGCCUUUCCUAAUGGACCUUUUACCAGGCCACACCCUGCAAUAUGGCGGAUAGUGUUUGGCCUCAGUGUACUAUACUUCCUGUUUCUUGUCUUCCUCAUCUUCCUUAACUGGGACCAAAUAAAGAUACUGAUGUACUGGCUGGACCCAAAUCUGCGCUAUGCCAAACGGGAAGCCGAUAUCAUGGAAUAUGCUGUGAACUGCACAGUGAUAACACAGGAGCGGAUCCUGAGCCACUUCGACAUCUUCGCAUUCGGCCACUUUGCAGGCUGGGCCAUGAAGGCUCUGCUAAUCCGCAGCUACGGCCUCUGUUGGACCAUCAGCAUCACCUGGGAGCUCACUGAGCUGUUCUUCAUGCACCUGCUGCCAAACUUUGCAGAGUGCUGGUGGGAUCAGGUGAUACUGGACAUACUGUUGUGUAAUGGAGGAGGCAUCUGGCUGGGUAUGACCGCCUGCCGGUUUCUGGAGAUGAGGACCUACCGCUGGGCUAGCAUCAAGGAAAUCCACACCACCACAGGGAAGAUAAAACGAGCUGUGCUCCAGUUCACCCCAGCCAGCUGGACUUAUGUGCGCUGGUUUGACCCAAAGUCCUCCUUCCAGAGGCUAGCAGGCAUCUAUCUGUUUAUGAUCCUAUGGCAGCUGACAGAGUUAAACACAUUCUUCCUCAAGCACAUAUUCGUCUUCCAGGUGUCUCACCCUCUCAGCUGGUGUCGCAUUCUCCUCGUUGGAGCCAUCACUGCACCCACCGUACGGCAAUAUUAUGCAUAUCUGACAGACACUCGGUGUAAACGAGUUGGCACACAGUGCUGGGUGUUUGGGGCCAUCGCUUUCCUCGAGGCUCUUGUUUGUGUGAAAUUCGGUCACGACUUGUUUUCCAAGACACAAAUUCGCUCUGUGGUCCUUUGGCUGCUGUGUCUGGCACUCCUCACACUUCUGUGUUUAUAUGGGAUGAUGUGGUAUGAGCAACAUAAAAUGAAGAAAAUUCCUCUAAAAAGUGAGGACUGCGAUGAUGGCAGUGUUGUCGACUCGUGUGGUUUUGUCCCAGAUGGCGUUGCAGCUCAUUCAUUGAGAAGUUUACAACCUUCAAGACGUAAGAGAGCUUCUGGGAGGAACAGAUUUAUGAAUGGCCAUGGAGGAAAGAAGCAAUAAACUGCAGUAACACGGAGUAUUCACAUCUUCUGUGAAAGGGUGAAGGAUACACCAAUAGAAAUAAUACAUUUUAUUUCUAUGGAUACACCCACCAAUUCACUUAAAUUUACUGAAUAAUUGUUGUAAAAGUUGCAUCAAGGAUUUAAUAAAUCCUAGAGGACAGAAAGAAAACUCCAAAACAAACUCCUAAACAAAGCCUCGAUAUACUAUAUGAACUUUUCAAGUUCUUAAGUUCUGGGGGAGUCAGAGGCAAAACACACCAAUGAGCUGAAUGCUCCAUAGACCUGCAGACUGGGGUGUUGAUUUUCUAGUACUGGCAAUAUAGUAGUAGAUCUUUAAUACAGUUUGACAAGGACAAAAUUGGUCUUGUAUUUAAUGUCAGAUAUUUAAAUAAUGAUGUUACAUGCACUGGAUUUUGAAAGAGAAUAUGGCCUUACUUGGACCAAAAACUCUUGAAUGCUAGCCUCAGCAUCGUCCUACACCCAACAUUUUCUACCUUGAAUUACUAAAUAUUGUUUGGACGCUUUACACUAUGGGACAUGUUUAGUAUGUCCUGUCAGGGGUGUGCCAAACUAGUCCACAACACAUGAGUAUGCAUAUGCUACACAUACUUUUUUUGCACUUUACCUUUUUGACUGUUGUGUUUUUAAAUAUUAGGGUGUACUAAAUUGAAUAACUUCACUAAAAAGAUCAGUUAUUGUUGUGUAUGGCAUUUUGUAAGUCAUUUCUGAAUUGGUAUGACUAUGUGUCAACUUUGUUGAUUUAAUAAUUGAUUAAUAUUGUUUAUACAAUUACCAAAAGUGACCACAUUUUACACAUAUGUAUAAUAUAGUAAAGUACUGGUAUAUUCUAUGCUUUUUUCCAAUCAAAAUUACAUCAUCAGGAAAGAUGUUCUAGUCUACUUCAAAUGAGAGGAACAACCAAGUGUUACUGAACCAACUGUAGCCUUUACAUUUUACCUGUUUUUAUCCAUCAUGAAUUUGAUUAUUGAAACUGUUGAGAUGUUUGCAAUAUUUGUGUGUUUGUAAUUAGAGCGAUAAGUGUGUGAUAGGUGUGGGACAGAGAAUACUGUGACAUUAAAUGCACUAGUACUGUGGGGACAUUACAUUAGCAGAGGAUAAUCACUGGUGUGAAAUGAUCAGUUUCAAAGGCAGUCUUUGCUUUUUUUAAUGAUAAAAAUUUAUGAAAUGUGACUGUAAGUGACUGGUCCAUAUAAGCUAUUCUUAACAUUGUUGAAUGAUGCAUUAUAGUUCAUAUUUAGUGUUAGAAUGUGUUUUACAACUUCCAAGUAAGUUAAUGUCUGCUUAUUGAAUUUGUAUUGAUGUUGUUUGAAUUAAACUUUUUCUUGUAACAUUAGUCUGCCUUAGUGGUUCUAGUCCUUUGACCGUCUACAAAGUGUCAGACUGCACUGUAUUUAAUAUAAAAUGUUGUCAAAUGUGUUGAUUGUAACCUCCAGUGCACUAUACUUGGUAUUUCUGAUUUGUAAUUUCAUAUG
Perca flavescens (yellow perch) is the source of this 2991-nucleotide messenger RNA. It is a transcript of the gene ptdss1b, whose product is annotated as phosphatidylserine synthase 1b. Bases 60 to 1496 code for a protein of 478 amino acids. Gene Ontology annotation, biological process: phosphatidylserine biosynthetic process. The record is from RefSeq and is a predicted model, not a curated record. The transcript has 13 exons. Gene Ontology annotation, molecular function: L-serine-phosphatidylethanolamine phosphatidyltransferase activity. Lineage: Eukaryota; Metazoa; Chordata; Actinopteri; Perciformes; Percidae.